UUGCAGUUGACAUUUCUCAACACUAGUGAUGCCCCUGGUUUGGGGGUGGUGGAGACGAAGCAGAUGAGAGCUCACAUCACCAAGACGAAUUUUGCUAGGCGAAGACAGAGGCUUGCCAAGGAAAGACAGCGAAAGAAGCUCCAAGAGAUCCAUGAAAGAGAUUUGGUAGCUCGGUCGGAGAAACCCAUGUCUGGCAAUGAAGCCACCCCCCAAGUACCGACAGCACCCCUCUUGGACCCCGGCUCCGACAUGCUAUUGUCAACACGCUCUAGAGACCCCCAUAAUUCGAUUAGCUACCUGCUCUAUGAGUUCCGACCCAUCGUCUUCCCGGCUGGCUACGGCUACCCCGGUUCCGAGAGGGAGACGGUCUGGGUCGAUCAACUACUUGCCGAGCCCGCUCUCAUCGAGGCGUCCAUGGCUAUUGGCCUCAAGUACACACCCAGGCAUAGAAGCCCAUGGACGUCCCGAGAAGCCGAUAUACGAAAGUGUAUGGCUAUUAGCAUGAUCAACAAACGACUCGACACUGCCGCUGGUUUGUCGGACGGCAUGCUCGGGGCUGUGUUCACGUUGGCUUUUGCUGAGCGGCUUGCAAGUGAUGAAAGAGCGUUGGACGUGCAUAUCCAGGGUUUGGCUCAGAUGAUCAGACUGAGACGGGCAGCGGGAAUUACUCGAGUUCCAUCAUGGUUCUCCGACUUUCUCAUCUACGACUCGAUCGGUCAAGCAAUCACGUCCACCAACGGCUCCCACGAAAAACUUAUGCAAGCCCUGCGGAACGAGGAUAACCCAACGUCUCUAGACGUUUCCAGAAUAACCAGCGGCAUAUCGCAGCUCCGCAAAGCACUUGACGAGUUUAAUGCAACAAGAGUUCCGUCGAAAAACGAAAUUCUCAGUAUUGAACAUCAGGUCGACUGCUUGCAGCUUGAAGUGGAGGUUGUGUUGGGAAGUGAUGACCACUACAUCCGCACUCUGCGUUUUGCUUUGCAGCUAUUUUUGUUGCUUUCUUGGUUAUCGAGGCCUGACACGGAUUUUGGUGUUCUUGCCGAGGAACUGAGGCAGUCUCUGGCACAGCCUCAUAUCAGAUUGUGUUCCUCGGUCGAGCCAACUAUCUGGCAGUUUUUUGUUGGGGCUGUUGCAGCGGAAAAGUCGAUGGAGACUCGAACGUGGUACAUUGACAGAUUGCAGAGGGUUUUUGACUCGAUGCAAGUGACGAAAUGGACCGAAGUGGUUCAGCUUCUUGAUAGGACAUUCAUGCCCGACAUGGGACUAUUGGAGAGAUUCAAGCUCGUGUGGCAGGAAAUCGGUUACGUAGGACAGGGGGAACAUUGA
Molecule: messenger RNA, 1326 nt
Organism: Fusarium keratoplasticum
Lineage: Eukaryota; Fungi; Ascomycota; Sordariomycetes; Hypocreales; Nectriaceae
Exons: 4
Coding region: 64-1326 (420 amino acids)
Source: RefSeq, a predicted model, not a curated record